AUGUGCUGGAUACAGAGUCAGAAAAACGAAUCCGGAGAUCUAUUUUUUAUGGUAAUUGUCUCCGUUUAUGAUAGCGAUUGGAUGACAAUCCCUGGAAGCGAUGAAAGAAAACUCAAGUCCUCCUUAUCAUUAGCAGCCGACUGUCUGGUCUACGAUUUGGAAGAUGGUGUAGCUCAUAACCGCAAGAACAUUGCUCGUGAGAUGGUUUUCGAUGCGUUGGAAGCAUCCGAGCACCGAAAGGCUGAGAAGGCAGUUCGCAUCAAUGCGGUCGGUUCAGGCCUGGAGUUUGAUGAUCUAAACGUUGUGCUUCGAUCCAGCAGGUUGCAAGCAAUUGUGAUUCCUAAGGUUCAAUCAGCCAAGGAUGUUCAAUUUGUAAGCCAAAUGGUUGAUAGUGUCGCUCCAUUUAUCACGCGUAAAAAUGUCCGGAUUAUUGCCUCAAUUGAGAGCGCUCUUGGUAUUAUGAAUCUCAAAGAGAUUGCAACAUCAGAUCCUCGUGUAGAUGCAUUAGUGUUCGCCGCUGAAGACUAUUGUGCGGACAUGGGUCUGACAAGAACACGCGAGGGUACAGAAAUGCUUUACGGUCGCUCAGCACUCGUCACAGCAGCACAUGCCUAUGGUCUUCAAGCUAUUGAUCUGGUCUGCAUGGAUUAUAAAAACGAUGAAGUCCUGCGGGAAGAGUGCGAAUUUGGACGCAGGAUGGGGUUCUUGGGCAAGCAGGCUGUCCAUCCCCGUCAACUUGACAUCAUCCAACGCUGUUUCUUGCCCACAGAUCAUGAGAUUGCUAGAGCCGCUGAUAUCAGCGAAGGGUACCAAGAGUAUUCAAAACGUGGUGUCGGAGCAUUCAACUACAAUGGCAAAGUUAUCGACCUGCCAGUAGUCAAGUGGGCUGAAAAGAUUUUGAGCCGUGCCCGCCAGGGCGGUGUAUCUAUUCCUACCCCUGAAGAACGCCAAAAGAUAUUGCAAAUAGGCUCAACUUCGGUAGCUGUUGCCGCGAACACUACUUCAGGUUCGAAGAAUGAUGGCGCUGUGCCUGCAGCUUAAAGUAAAAAGCUACAUGUAAUUUUUGAAAAAGCCCAAGCCUAUUAGCCUCCGUAAACGUGGCUUUAUAGCUGUAUGAAGUAAACCGAGAAGAGAGAUAGUCUUUCGCAUACAUAAUUUCAUACGGUGUAGUUGAACGACAAUCUAUUUGUCUAACAAUAGUCUUUUUUCUUUAUAUAUCUUGAGGUUAAUGUACGUUGUUUGACGAAAUGAAUUGUAGAGCUGCAAUGAUCACUAGAUAUGCGGUCCGUAGCUUCACUCUCGGUCGUUCCUUAUUUACUUCGCGG
Messenger RNA from Lobosporangium transversale, 1325 nucleotides. Its product is annotated as Pyruvate/Phosphoenolpyruvate kinase-like domain-containing protein. The transcript is spliced from 8 exons. Gene Ontology annotation, biological process: oxaloacetate metabolic process. Lineage: Eukaryota; Fungi; Mortierellomycota; Mortierellomycetes; Mortierellales; Mortierellaceae. Gene Ontology annotation, molecular function: magnesium ion binding; catalytic activity. Bases 1 to 1041 code for a protein of 346 amino acids. The record is from RefSeq and is a predicted model, not a curated record.